This is a messenger RNA of Labeo rohita (rohu), 1281 nucleotides long. RefSeq lists its product as uncharacterized. NCBI's taxonomy places the organism in Eukaryota, Metazoa, Chordata, Actinopteri, Cypriniformes, Cyprinidae. Gene Ontology annotation, molecular function: S-adenosylmethionine-homocysteine S-methyltransferase activity. The record is from RefSeq and is a predicted model, not a curated record. Gene Ontology annotation, biological process: S-methylmethionine cycle.
UCUCUAGCACAUGGGUUUGUUAUUAUGUGGACUUUGACAGCAGUUUCGCUUCAGUAUUACGCAGAGCUUUUAUACCAGAGCUGUUGCUACAGUUUAACAUCCUUCUAAAUGCUGGUUUAGCUUAAAAAUUUGUAAAUUUGUGACAAAGACAAAGGUCUUUUGCUAUAUUUCAAAAGUGAUUUAAUGAUUAGUUGAGGUUUGUGCUUUAAAGAUAAGGCUUUUUCCACGAACCACAGCAGUUAUAAUGGAUACCAGUCCAUUCAUUUUAGAUGGAGGUCUAGCAACAGAACUUGAAGCGAGUGGAUUUCAAUUACAGAACGAUCCACUAUGGAGUGCAAGAAUUUUGCAUACAAACCCACAGGCCAUUAAGGAUGUACAUUACAGCUAUCUCCAAAGCGGUUCUGAUGUUAUAACAACAGCCACAUAUCAGGCCAGCAUUGAGGGAUUUGUGAAAUAUCUUGGACUCCAGCCUGAGGAGGCUCAGCUGAAGAUAAUGUCAGGGGUUCAGCUGGCAAAAGAGUCCGUCCUUGAGUUCAUGUCUAACUCACCCUUAUCAGACAGAAGAGAGCCUGUGGUUGCAGGUUCAGUGGGUCCAUAUGGGGCGUUUUUACAUGAUGGGUCAGAGUACACAGGAGCAUAUGAGGACAAGAUGACAGUGGGGGAGUUGAAAGACUGGCAUCGUCCACAGAUCCAGUGCUUAGUAAAAGCCGGAGCAGAUCUUGUUGCCAUGGAGACCAUUCCAAGUCUCAAAGAGGCUGAGGCUUUGGUGGAAGUACUCAGAGAAUUUCCAGAAGCAAAAGCCUGGCUUUCCUUUUCUUGUAAGGACAUUCAUAAUAUUUCAAGCGGGAGGAGCUUUUCUGAGGCGGUUCAGGUGGCUUGUAGGUCCUCACAGCUGGUUGCAGUAGGGGUGAACUGUUGUCCCCCUUCGUUACUGGAACCGCUUCUAGAGUCAGCCAAGUCAUACAAGAAAGCAGAUUUGAGCUGGGUGGUUUAUCCUAACAGUGGAGAAGAAUGGGACCCCAAAAUAGGAUGGAAGACCGAGAAACGGACGUCAUUUGCCAAACUAAGUCUCGACUGGAAAGAACAAGGGGCUUUGUGGAUUGGUGGCUGCUGCCGUGUUGGUCCUGCUGAUAUCACUGAGCUGAAACAACAACUACAUGUAUAGCCGUGACUCAUGAAACAACAUAUCAUGUAGCUGAUUCUGAAAUAAUGCAGUGAUGUGUAAGAAGGUGUAUAAAUAUUUUAUUUAUAAAUAAAAAUAAUACCAACACACUAGAUUGA